AUAGCAGGAAGUAUGAGGGAGUUGUAAUCUCGGUCGUAAACACUCUGUGGUUUAACGUUCACGAACCAACCUCCGCUUCACGGAGGCGAAAUGUAAAUAGUUAACACUGACGAAUACGAAAGGUGAGCUAUCGCUAGAUAGUUUGUACCUUAGAUCUACUGGAUGAUUGCGCAUUGAUUCCAUUUUGUAAUCAAUUUAACAGGAUUCUCCCAUAACAUCUACGGUGCUUGUUUAUUCGGUGCUUGUGCGCAGCCUGAAGCUCAGAAGAGAAACAAAACAUGCGCUGUUUCAUAUUAAUGGAGGCCUUUUUAACUACAGAAACCGGAGCUGACCGUUGGCUUGUAAUGACGACAACUGUUUCAAGGCUAAUCAUGAUGUGGCAGGUUUAAUAUUUUUCAGAAACGGAGGCAUGAGGCUCCUCACGCGAACAAAGGGACGUGCCCUAGCCACAUGCUACGCGCCGCCAGGGGGCAGCCGAGGGUUCUGGGGCUGGCUCAACGCUGUGUUCAACAAAGUGGAUUAUGAUCGUAUUAAGGCAGUUGGUCCAGACCGUGCAGCCGCCGAAUGGCUUUUGAGAUGUGGGGCCAAAGUUCGUUUUUGUGGUUUCGACCGCUGGCAGCAUGACUACAAUGGGCUCCCAACUGGACCGCUGGGUCGGUACCAGAUACAGGCCAUCGAUGCCACAGAAUCCUGCAUCAUGUCCCGAGGCUUCGAUUACCUGAAUGGUCUGAAGCAUGUGGAGGAGAUAAAGCUAAAUAAGUGUAUAUAUAUAGAAGAUACAUGUCUGCAGCACUUGAGUCAGACAGAGAACCUGCGGGCCAGCUUAAGGACGAUGGCGGUCAUCUCCUGUGGCAACGUUACAGACAAAGGCAUCAUCGCGCUCCAUCACCUGAGAAACCUGCAGUACUUGUUUCUCAGUGACCUGCCAGGAAUAAGGGACAAAGAGAAAACAACAGAGCGACUGCAGACAGCACUACCUAAACUCACUAUAGAACUAGACUUGGCUUAGCUAGUCAUCCAUGGGAGCAGUUAGAGCCUUGCUUGCAGCCUACACCAGCCACUCAGACACAGGGCAGGAUAUAAAAUGGCUGUUGUAGAAACAAAGACAAUGGAGUCUGACAACAGGUGUGUACAAUAGUGCUAUUCUCUGUGUGUUCUUCAAAAACUGAUGCCUAAAGUAUUCAAUAAGUAUGCCUGUAUUUAAUAUAUACGAUUGUAUACUGCUAUAUGGUGUGUAAAUCUUGGCACAUUGUUUUUGAAGAAGUAAAAAAAUAUAUAUUAUUUUCACUAUAUUUAUGUUCUACUUUUUAAGGGAACGCUGGCAAUGUUGGCCUAUACUGUUAGAAAAGCAAUUUGUCUGAUAAAAGAAAAAGUGGGCAAAUUUGGCCUGAGUUAGUGCUGUUCAUUAAAUGGCCUUAAAUAGGGAA
Electrophorus electricus (electric eel) is the source of this 1427-nucleotide messenger RNA. Lineage: Eukaryota; Metazoa; Chordata; Actinopteri; Gymnotiformes; Gymnotidae. The record is from RefSeq and is a predicted model, not a curated record.